Molecule: messenger RNA, 4818 nt
Organism: Clupea harengus (Atlantic herring)
Lineage: Eukaryota; Metazoa; Chordata; Actinopteri; Clupeiformes; Clupeidae
Product: alpha-2-macroglobulin-like
Exons: 35
Coding region: 300-4646 (1448 amino acids)
Cellular component (GO): extracellular region
Molecular function (GO): endopeptidase inhibitor activity
Source: RefSeq, a predicted model, not a curated record
GAGCAACUCAACACCGAAGAGAUCGCUGGCUGACGCUCUCCCGUCUCUCACCCACACACCCUCUGCAGGUGAGAACACAAGAGCAACUCAACACCGAAGAGAUCGCUGGCGGACGCCCCCGUCUCUCACCCACAUACCCUCUGCAGGUGAGAACACAAGAUCCACUUUAAGCUGAGCCACGAUAAGACGCCAUCCUCCUAUAGUGAUAUUGGAGCCUGCGAAGCCUGUUGGAAUAAAAGUGUGUUUAGUUCAGAGCAGCAGCACUGUUGUCUGAGCCUCUCCUCUUCAGGCUCAGAAGAAUGGCCCUCAUCAGGAUCCUGAUUGCUGGGGGGCUGCUGAGCUGCGUCUACUCUCUCUGCUCCUCCAGAGGAACACCAGAGCCGUCUUUCAUGGUGACCUUUCCUGCCCUGAUAAGGUCAGGGUCAGAUGCCCAACUCUGUGCCAGCCUCCUGAGUCCAAAUGAGACUCUGCUCAUGUCCAUAUAUCUGACUAAUGGAGACGAGAAGGAGAAGAAGAAGAAGAUGAAGAGGCUUCUUCACCAGGAAACAUCAAACAAGAACUUUCACCGCUGUUUCCAGUUCCAGGCCCCUUCGGUAAAUACAGACUCUGUGCAGAAGAUCAAAGUGGAGGUCAAAGGCCAAACAUCUCACUGGACUAAAGAGAGUUCUGUUACGUUCAGACCAAAACCUGCUCCCAUCACCUUCAUCCAGACGGAUAAACCCAUAUACAGCCCAGGCCAAACAGUGCAUUUCAGAGUGGUCACCAUGGACACCAAUUUCAUUCCGCUCAGUGAAAAGUACAACCUGGUGUCACUAGUGGACAGCCGUCGCAACACCAUUGGCCAGUGGCUUAAUGUGACGUCACAGGGCAAGAUAGUGCAGCUCUCUCACGUGUUAAACUCAGAGGCUCCGCAAGGCGAAUACAUGCUGAGGGUAGAUGGUGAACACAGCGACGUAUCACAUCAAUUUCAAGUGAAAAAAUAUGUGUUGCCCAAGUUUGACAUUACGCUGAACACUCCAGAGAAGAUCAGUGUUGGUGCAGAAGAGGUCAGAUUGGUGGUGUGUGCAAAAUACACAUUUGGUCAGCCAGUACCAGGGAAGGCUUCCAUGUCAUUGUGUCGAGACGCUGACGAAACUGUUCCUCAAAAACCUUGUUCUGCUCCAUCAGUAGAGAUGGAUGAGUCUGGUUGUGCCUCUCAUGUCUUCAUCAUGUCAGUGUUUACACAACCUGACUUUGCUGAAAAACUAAGGAACAGUUUCACAUUCUCCGCCACAGUAACUGAGGAGGGAACAGGUAUCAGUCGAUCAGAGAGCAAAGACAUGCGGUUGGACUUCAACCUUGGGAAACUCACAUUUGUUGAUACACCAGAUGUGAUUGAGGACGGGGCAGUUAUGGAGGGCAAGAUCAAAGCGAUCCAUUACAAUGACACGGGCAUUGCUGACAGGACCAUCCAUUUGUUUAAAGGUCCGACGUGGAGCGCAGAACUCUUACUGAACCUGACCACAGGCUCUGAUGGAGUGGCCCAGUUCUCUCUCAACACGACUACUUUCACAGGAGACUUUGAGCUCAUCGCCAGCCUCUAUACAGACAUCGAUACAUACAGACCGUAUAAUACCCCACACUAUGACUCCGCUUCAAAGUCUGUGUCCAGACUGAGACCUGCAUCUUCACACACAGCUACAUCCAGCUCUGUGACCAUAAAGGCUAUAGAUGAGCCUCUUCAGUGUGACAAAGACACACCCAUCAGCAUUAAGUACACCUUCACUGGGGAGACAUUCAACACAGACUCUGUGGAUAUCAUUUAUAUGGUUUUAUCCAAAGGAGAGAUUGUUCACAAUGGCUUCACUGAGGCUUCAGUGAAGGGUUCCCAACCGGUCAUCACGGGAGAGGUGUCCUUCAAGCUGCCUGUCAAUCCUGGGAUGGCCCCCUCAGUGCAGGUUCUGGCCUACUGUGUCUUACCCAGUGAGACGGUCCUGGCUGAGAGCAGAACCUUCUCAACUGAGAAGUGCUUCAGAAACAAGGUGUUGGUGCAGUUCUCUCCCCCUAAAGCGGUUCCUGGAGAGAAGAGCUCCCUGCAGCUGUCAGCUCAGCCUGGCUCUCUGUGUGGCCUCAGUGCUGUGGAUCAGAGUAUCUUAAUCCUGGAACCAGGGAAGCGCCUGGAUGCCCAGAAGGUUUUUGGAUUAUUACACUCAUCACACUUGGACUUGAGAGUUCCUCAUGAUUACGAGCCUCCAGAAGAUUGCCUCAAAGUGAGACCCAGACGCUCCUCCGUGCCUUACUACCCGUCACGCCGUUCUGAUGACGGGGUCUUAGCAGUUUUCAAGAAACUGGGACUGAAGACUGCCACUAAUCUGGUCCUACGUGCCCCUGACUGCUUACUGUAUAAGGGGGAAAGAUACCGCAAGGGAGGACACUAUGAACGUAAUUUUCAAGUGAGCUAUUCCAUGGCUGGAUCCGGCUCAUUACAGCCAGAUUCUCCCAGUGAGGAGUUUGGUGUGACUGUGCGUACAGUCUUCCCAGAGACAUGGAUCUGGGACCUUGCAGAGGUCGGAGAGUCUGGAGAAGCACAGGUCCCUCUCACUGUCCCUGACACCAUCACCACCUGGGAGACUGAGGCUUUCUGCCUGUCCCCCCAGGGCUUUGGUCUGGCCCCACCAGUUCAGCUCACAGUUUUCCAGCCCUUCUUCCUGGAGCUCUCCCUGCCAUAUUCCAUCAUCCGUGGAGAGACCUUUGAGCUCAAAGCAACGGUUUUCAACUACCUGCCCAAGUGCAUCAUGGUUACAGUGACUCCAGCCCCUUCAUCAGACUUCACUCUGACCCCCUCCUCUGAUGGCCAGUACUCCUCCUGUCUGUGUGCAAAUGGCAGGAAGACCUUCAAAUGGACACUGGUGCCCUCUGUGCUCGGACUGAUGAAUGUUACCAUGAGUGCAGAGGCCACACAGUCUCAGGCAAUGUGUGGCAAUGAGGUUGUGUCUGUGCCAGAGAAAGGUCGAAUGGACAUUGUAACACGCCCCCUGCUGGUUAAGGCUGAAGGAAGUGAGAAGACUGAAAGUUUCAAUUGGCUCUUAUGUCCAAAGGGGGGCGCUCUAACGGAGGAGGUGGAGCUGAAACUCCCUGCAGCUGUCGUGAAGGGAUCAGCCAGAGCCUCUGUUUCUGUGCUGGGAGACGUCCUGGGUCGUGCUCUGAAGAACAUUGGCAGUCUCCUGAAGAUGCCAUAUGGUUGUGGGGAGCAAAAUAUGGCCAUCCUCUCCCCAAAUAUCUACAUUCUGCAGUACCUACAGAACACUAACCAGCUCACUGCAGACAUCAGGGAGAGGGCCACCAAUUUUCUUAAAAAUGGAUACCAGAGGCAGCUGAACUACAAGCACCGUGAUGGAGCCUACAGCACGUUUGGCGAAGGGGAGGGAAACACAUGGCUGACUGCUUUUGUGUUGAGGUCCUUUGGUAAAGCAAAGUCCUUCACCUACAUUGACCCACACAUUAUUGCAUCUGCCAAGGCUUGGCUUGAAGGAAAACUAAGACCAGAUGGUGUUUUCCAUAUGCAAGGAAAACUUUUCAACAACAGAAUGAAGGGAGGUGUAAACGAUGAUGUAACGAUAACUGCUUAUAUCACUGCAUCGAUGCUGGAGCUGAACAUGACUGUUACGGAAAAAACGCUGACGUUUCUAAAGUCCUCCGUCAGUGACCUCUCCAACACCUACUCCACUGCUCUACUGGCCUACACCUUCAGUCUCGCUGGAGAAGAGGACAUCCAAGCUCAGCUUCUCAAACACUUGGACAGUGUAGCAACCUCUGAUGGGAGUCUCCUGCAUUGGUCUCAGUCCUCAUCAGAGCGAGCUGAUUCCCUGGCGGUGGAGACGAGCUCUUAUGUGCUGUUAGCUGUUCUCAGUAAAACCACACUGACUGCUGCUGACUUAGGGUAUGCUGCCAGGAUUGUCAACUGGCUGGUAAAGCAGCAAAAUCCAUAUGGAGGCUUCUCUUCUACACAGGACACGGUGGUGGCACUGCAGGCUCUGGCUCUGUACGCCACCAAGGUCUUCAGCCCACGUGGAUCCAGCACAGUGACUGUGCAGUCAGCAGGUGGGGACAAACACCAGUUUGACGUGAACCAGCACAACACAUUACUGUACCAGGAGAGGGCGCUGCAGGAUGUUCCUGGGAAGUACAGCGUAGAAGUGAAGGGCUCUGCAUGUGCUUCUGUUGGGGUGGCUCUUUUCUUCAACAUCCCCACUCCCACUGAGCACUCAACCUUGAGUAUUAAGACUCAAGCCAAGCCUCUGACUGAGGCAGAGUGCAACAAGGCCAAUGGACAGGCCUUCAACUUAGACAUCACAGUCCAGUAUGAUGGACCACAGGAGAGCACCAACAUGGCUAUAAUAGAUGUGAAAAUGUUAUCUGGUUUCACACCUGACUCUGCCUCUGUUGAAAAGCUAGAGGGCAGCAUAUUUGUGGACCGAGUCGAUAAGAAAGAUGACCACAUCCUUGUGUAUCUGUCAGAGGUUCCGAAGGGUUUACCUGUCUCCUACCACCUGACCAUCCGACAGGAUCUCCCAGUGAACAACCUGAAGCCAGCAGUGGUCAAGGUGUACGACUACUACCAGACCAGUGACCAAGCUGAGGCAGAGUACUCCUCCCCUUGUGCAUGAGAAGGUGUCCUGAUGUAUUGAAUCUCUGUGUGUGUGUGUGUAUGUGUAUGAACUUUGUUUUGUUUUAAUAACAACAGACAGAAUAACAACAGACAGCUAAAGAAAUAGGGCUAUAAAUGGAAAUUACAUUUCUUUGAAAUAAUCUGUGAAUAAAUGUCAAUUUUAUGACAAA